Molecule: messenger RNA, 413 nt
Organism: Amoebophrya sp. A25
Lineage: Eukaryota; Dinophyceae; Syndiniales; Amoebophryaceae
Source: the annotation of a GenBank genome assembly
GUCCGGACCUCCUGAGACCGAAUAUCCGUUUAGAUGACGUCCAGGUGAAUGUUCAGACGGUUAUGAUGAUGACAAGAUCGACUAGUUUGAGUCAAUUGGGAUGAAACUCUAGGUUGAUCGUGGGACUUUUAACUAUCUUCAUACUUCCAGGCAGAAGAGGCAGCAUGAACAUUAAUGGUUCCGCCCUCCGUACUAUCUCCAUACUUCACCCUCUGCUCUAAUCCCACCAGCAGCAAACAGGGAUCCAAACACGAAGAAGAUCCUACCUCCUCUUCCGACGAUGAUGAUCCUUCCUCAUCUUCGUCAUCGGAAAUAUCCUCUGGGUCCUCUGAAAAAUCAGUAGGGGAGCGGGUUUUUGCCUCUUCGCUGUCAGAAAACGAGCCUCCAGAUACGUCUGACGGUGGUCAACAGGA